Molecule: messenger RNA, 1981 nt
Organism: Suncus etruscus (white-toothed pygmy shrew)
Lineage: Eukaryota; Metazoa; Chordata; Mammalia; Eulipotyphla; Soricidae
Gene: LZTFL1
Product: leucine zipper transcription factor like 1
Exons: 10
Coding region: 119-1018 (299 amino acids)
Biological process (GO): negative regulation of protein localization to cilium
Cellular component (GO): cytoplasm
Source: RefSeq, a predicted model, not a curated record
CUCCUUCUCCCGCCGGGUCUUCUUCUGGGCUCCCGUCACCCCUCAACCCUCCGGGCCUGGUUCGGGCUGAGCCUGAGGCGGUUCGUCACCUCGAGGCUUCGGACCCUCGCCUGCCGUCAUGGCAGAGCUGGGCCUAAAUGAGCAUCAUCAAAAUGAAGUCAUUAAUUAUAUGCGUUUUGCUCGUUCAAAAAGAGGCCUGAGACUCAAAACAGUAGAUUCCUGCUUUCAAGACAUAAAGGAGAGCAGGCUGGUGGAGGAGACGUUCACUGUCGAUGAAGUGUCCGAUGUCCUGAAUGGGCUACAAGCCGUGGUGCAUAGUGAGGUGGAAUCUGAGCUCAUCAACACAGCCUACACCAAUGUAUUACUCCUGCGGCAGCUUUUCUCCCAAGCAGAGAAGUGGUACCUUAAGCUGCAGACAGACAUCUCUGAACUUGAAAACAGAGAAUUAUUAGAACAAGUUGCAGAAUUUGAAAAAUCAGAAUUCAUGUCUUCAAAUAAAAAGCCCAUCAUAGAUAUCAUGAAGCCAAAACUUGCUCCACUUAACGAACAUGGAACAUCAGAACUCCUAAACAAGGAAAUUUUAAGACUUGUAGAAGAGAAUGAAAAAUUGAAGUCAAGACUGAAGAAUACUGAAGUACAGGCCACAAAUGCAUUGGAUGAGAAAUUGAAAUUAGAAAGAACCCUGCAGAACUUACAGCUUGAUCAAGGAGAUCAAAAGGAUCUUGUAAAGGCCCAAGACUUGAAUGACUUGGAAAAUUCAGUGGCUACUCUCAAGAGUGAGUUUCAGAAGACACUUCAGGAUAAUAUGGAAAACCAGAAGUCUCUGGAGCAGAAUUUGGCCACAACCAAGCAUGACCUCCUCAGGGUUCAGGAGCAGCUGAGCAUGGCAGAAAAGGAAUUAGAGAAGAAAUUUCAACAAACAGCAGCUUAUCGAAACAUGAAAGAGAUUCUUACCAAGAAAAAUGACCAAAUCAAAGACCUGAGGAAAAGACUGGCCAAAUACGAGUCUGAAGAUUGAAAACAAGAUAAAUUCAUCUAAAAGCUGCCACACAUGAAAAUAUGAGCUGUUUCUCAUCUCAGGCAUGUAUUUUGAAGCAGCUUGUUAAUAUUUCUCUUUUUUAUUUGUUAAUAUUUAGACUUUGCUUCUAAUAUUUAAAAUUAGAUUUCCUAUUUUUAGUUGCCUGAUUGAGAAAACUGAGAACUUACUUGUUCUGCGUUGCCCCAAACUCUUUCGGCCAAGUGCUCCAGAGUCCUAGCUCAAAUAAUAUCACCAUACUUUAUAUAAAGAAGAGAUUUUUAGAGAGGAAGGAUUAGUCUUUUGAAUUAGUAGAAAGAAUAUACCUUUUCAAUGUUGAAAGUUAACGUUGUUUAUUCUGUGCGUUCCCCAGGGUAAAUGUCUAAUUAUUAGACAGUUAUUACAGAUGAAUAUUAUUUUUAGAAAUAAAAUCUAAUCUCUCUAUGUGAUUAUUCAAUAUUAGUUCACUGAAAAUGUGAAUUCAGACUAGUGUAGCAACAUUUUUACCAACUAUAAAGAGUUAACAGUGACCAUGAGGAUUCUCUUACCUUCCUCAGUGUCUAAGUCUCGUAUUUAUCAGAGAAAAUGCAGCCAGGUUUUUGGAGCAUAACUAUGAGUCAGUAUAUCGAUAUGAAGAAGUCAGAUAUAUCCUACACUACUUUCAUUGAGAAGGUCUCUAGACUUAGAAUAAAUGUAACCUUUAUACUUCUAAAUUACUUGCUGAAUAAGAACACUAUUAUUGAGGCUAUGAUGUCAGUUACCAAUCUCAGAUUCAGUUGUUGAUUUGAGGUUCUUUAUAUAUACUUUAUAUAUACAAGAAGUGCAUUUUGAAUGGAUUGGUUGUUUUGGGAGGUGUUUUGUUUGAGUGAUUGGAUUAGAAAUUAGUCAUCCUCUUAGUGUGCUGUAACAUUAUGUUGUGCUUAUGAACAGAAUAGAAUCCAUAAAACAGUAAAACCUCAAUCAAAA